Molecule: messenger RNA, 1068 nt
Organism: Chlorella variabilis
Lineage: Eukaryota; Viridiplantae; Chlorophyta; Trebouxiophyceae; Chlorellales; Chlorellaceae
Exons: 6
Coding region: 1-1068 (355 amino acids)
Biological process (GO): L-threonine metabolic process
Molecular function (GO): ATP binding; homoserine kinase activity
Source: RefSeq, a predicted model, not a curated record
AUGCAGCGCCCUGCGGGGGCCCGCCUGCAGGGCCGCUGCUGCCCCAGGCGGGGCACCAGGGUGCAGCAGGUGACCAGGGCGCAGCAGGUGGCGGGGCAGGGCAAGGUGUACAUCGACCCGGUGGAGCAGGAGGCGGCGGCGUUUGCGCCGGCCACCGUCGCCAACCUGGGCCCCGGCUUUGACUGGAUGGGCUGCGCGGUGGAGGGCGACGGCGAUGUGGUGACGGCGCGGGUGCUGCCCGACCGGCCCGGCGAGGUGGUGAUCGAGUCGAUAGAGGGCGAUGGCGGGCGUCUGUCGCUGGAGGCGCCCAAGAACUGCAUAGGCAUCGCGGCGAUCGAGACGCUGCGGCUGCUGGGCGGCGCGCCGUCGUGCGGCGUGGCGCUCACGCUGCGCAAGGGCCUGCCGCUGGGGUCGGGCAUGGGCAGCAGCGCGGCCUCCGCGGCCGCCUCCGCCUGGGCCGUCAACACCCUGUUUGGCUGCCCGCUGAGCAAGGACACGCUCAUCAUCGCGGGGCUGGCCUCGGAGGCGGUGGUCAGCGGGUACCACGCCGACAACAUCGCGCCCGCGCUCAUGGGGGGGUUCAUACUCAUCAGGAGCUGCGACCCGCUGGACCUGCAGCGCCUGCCCUUUGCCGGCGACCUGUGGUUUGUGCUGGUCAACCCGCGGUUUGAGGCGCCCACCUCGGAGAUGCGGGCGGUGCUGCCCAAGGAGAUACCAAUGAAGCAGGUCGUCAACAACUGCGCCAUGGGCGGGUCCCUGGUGGCGGGCAUCCUGGGCGGGGAUGCGGCGCUCAUCGGCAGGGCCCUGGACUCGGACGCCAUCGUGGAGCCGGUGCGCGGGCCCCUCAUACCCGGCUUCCAGGCGGUGAAGGAGGCGGCGCGUGCGGCAGGCGCGUUUGGGUGCACCAUCAGCGGCGCGGGGCCCACCGCGGUGGCCAUUGUGUCGGACCCCGAGGUGGGGCAGCGGGUGAAGGAGGCGAUGGUGGGCGCCUUCAAGGCGGCGGGAGGGCUGGAGGUCAACUCAGCCAAGGUGGUGCGGCUGGACAACGAGGGCGCCAAGCGUGUGUGA